Molecule: messenger RNA, 792 nt
Organism: Rotaria sp. Silwood1
Lineage: Eukaryota; Metazoa; Rotifera; Eurotatoria; Philodinida; Philodinidae
Source: the annotation of a GenBank genome assembly
AUGUCGCUUACAGGACGUGUAGCCCAGUUUAGAAUUAAAGAUGACAAAGAACCUGGCAAUAUUCGUAGCUUUACCAAUGUGAUUUUGAAACUGACAACUGACAAAUCCAAUCCAAAACUUACUGUUCGAGCUCCACCUGACAAUGAAAUUGUUCUGCAAUGUCGUUUAAGAGAGUGUUCUUAUUUAGCAGAUUCAUCAAGUGCUGGUAGUGUGGAAUGCAUUCGUAAUGAUUCUAAACACGAAACAGUGAUUAUACUCGAUACAGAAAAACAAUGUACAGAAUUGUUAAAAUACAUACGAGAUUAUUUGACAGAACCUACUACUACCAUGGAAAAUGAUACACAUGAACCUAUUCCUAACGAAGAUGUCAAUCGAUUAAUUCAAGCAUUGAAUAAUAACAAUGGAGAUGAAGCUGCUAAAAUUGCUCGUCAGCUUGCUUCUAAAAAUGUUCCAAUUCGAUUUGUUCUCGACAUGAUUAAUGAAGACGGGAACGCAACACCACGAAAACCACCAGUACCUCCUGUAAAACCAAUACAAAUGAAACUAAGAAUCGAAAGUUUUUUAAUUAAUAAUUGUACUGAUGAACAAUAUGAUGUGGCUAUUCUUCCAAAAACAACUAUAAAAGAACUUAAGCAAAUAGUCACACGUGAUACACAAAUCAGUCCUGAGCAACAAUAUUGGUUUAUCAAUCGAGAUCAUCUUGAUGAUAAUUAUAUAUUUGGUGUCACAGCACCAAACGUCAAUGAAAACACAGUGCUCACUCUUUAUAUUGCUAAAACUCAAAAUCGUUGA